CUGGCUGUAAGUCACCAUGGCUCAGCAAGCUGCUGAUAAGUAUCUCUAUGUGGAUAAAAACUUCAUCAAUAACCCGUUGGCCCAGGCCGACUGGGCGGCUAAGAAGCUGGUCUGGGUGCCUUCUGACAAGAGUGGCUUUGAGCCCGCCAGCCUCAAGGAAGAGGUGGGCGAGGAGGCCAUCGUGGAGCUGGUGGAAAACGGGAAGAAGGUGAAAGUGAACAAGGAUGACAUCCAGAAGAUGAACCCACCCAAGUUCUCCAAGGUGGAGGACAUGGCCGAGCUCACGUGCCUCAACGAAGCAUCGGUGCUGCACAAUCUCAAGGAGCGUUACUACUCAGGGCUAAUCUACACCUAUUCAGGCCUGUUCUGUGUGGUCAUCAAUCCUUAUAAGAACCUGCCCAUCUACUCCGAGGAGAUCGUGGAAAUGUACAAGGGCAAGAAGAGGCACGAGAUGCCCCCCCACAUCUAUGCCAUCACAGACACUGCCUACAGGAGUAUGAUGCAAGACCGAGAGGACCAGUCCAUUCUGUGCACGGGUGAGUCUGGAGCCGGCAAGACGGAGAACACCAAGAAAGUCAUUCAGUACCUGGCUCACGUGGCCUCCUCACACAAGAGCAAGAAGGACCAGGGCGAGUUGGAGCGACAGCUGCUGCAGGCCAACCCCAUCCUGGAGGCCUUCGGGAACGCCAAGACUGUGAAGAACGACAACUCCUCCCGAUUUGGCAAAUUCAUUCGCAUUAACUUUGAUGUCAAUGGCUACAUCGUGGGAGCCAACAUUGAGACUUAUCUUUUGGAGAAAUCUCGUGCUAUCCGCCAAGCCAAGGAGGAACGGACCUUCCACAUCUUCUACUACCUCCUGUCUGGGGCUGGAGAGCACCUGAAGACCGAUCUCCUGUUGGAGCCAUACAACAAAUACCGCUUCCUGUCCAACGGGCACGUCACCAUCCCAGGGCAGCAGGACAAGGACAUGUUCCAGGAGACCAUGGAGGCCAUGAGGAUUAUGGGCAUCCCAGAAGAGGAACAAAUGGGCUUGCUGAGGGUCAUCUCGGGAGUUCUUCAGCUCGGCAACAUCGUCUUCAAGAAGGAGCGUAACACCGACCAGGCAUCCAUGCCUGACAACACAGCCGCCCAAAAAGUGUCCCAUCUCCUGGGGAUCAACGUGACAGAUUUCACCAGAGGAAUCCUCACCCCGCGCAUCAAGGUGGGACGGGACUACGUCCAGAAGGCACAGACUAAGGAACAGGCUGACUUUGCCAUCGAGGCCUUGGCCAAGGCCACCUAUGAGCGAAUGUUCCGCUGGCUGGUGCUGCGGAUCAACAAGGCUCUGGACAAGACCAAGAGGCAGGGCGCCUCUUUCAUCGGGAUCCUGGACAUCGCUGGCUUCGAGAUCUUUGAUCUCAACUCGUUCGAGCAGCUGUGCAUCAACUACACCAACGAGAAGCUGCAGCAGCUCUUCAACCACACGAUGUUCAUCCUGGAGCAGGAGGAGUACCAGCGCGAGGGCAUCGAGUGGAACUUCAUCGACUUCGGCCUCGACCUGCAGCCCUGCAUCGACCUCAUCGAGAAGCCGGCUGGUCCCCCUGGCAUCCUGGCCCUGCUGGAUGAGGAAUGCUGGUUCCCCAAAGCCACCGACAAGAGCUUCGUGGAGAAGGUGGUACAGGAGCAGGGCACCCACCCCAAGUUCCAGAAGCCCAAGCAACUGAAGGACAAAGCUGAUUUCUGCAUCAUCCACUACGCAGGCAAGGUGGAUUACAAAGCCGACGAGUGGCUGAUGAAGAACAUGGACCCCCUGAACGACAACAUCGCCACGCUUCUGCACCAGUCCUCCGACAAGUUCGUCUCGGAGCUGUGGAAGGAUGAACCAGGUGACUGGCCACCCGGAGGGGUGACCCUUGUGUAUGCCGCAUCCGGGGCUGCUGGCAAACUGGACCCCCACCUGGUGCUGGAUCAGCUGCGCUGCAACGGGGUUCUGGAAGGCAUCCGCAUCUGCCGCCAGGGCUUUCCCAACAGGGUGGUCUUCCAGGAGUUCCGGCAGCGAUACGAGAUCCUGACACCAAACUCCAUUCCUAAGGGCUUCAUGGACGGGAAGCAGGCGUGUGUGCUCAUGAUCAAAGCCUUGGAGCUGGACAGCAACCUGUACCGCAUCGGCCAGAGUAAGGUCUUCUUCCGGGCCGGUGUGCUGGCCCACCUGGAGGAGGAGCGGGACCUGAAGAUCACCGACGUCAUCAUCGGGUUCCAGGCCUGCUGCAGAGGCUACCUGGCCAGGAAGGCCUUCGCCAAGCGGCAACAGCAGCUGACGGCCAUGAAGGUCCUGCAGAGGAACUGCGCCGCCUACCUGAAGCUGCGGAACUGGCAGUGGUGGCGGCUCUUCACCAAGGUCAAGCCGCUGCUGCAGGUGAGCCGGCAGGAGGAGGAGAUGAUGGCCAAGGAGGAGGAGCUGGUGAAGGUCCGUGAGAAGCAGCUGGCUGCUGAGAACAGGCUCACGGAGAUGGAGACGCUCCAGUCCCAGGUCGGUAUCUGCAGGCUUCGCCCUGGAGCUUCGCGCAUCCGCUCCCGGUGCUGCCACCUGCUGGCCACCAUCCCCCUUCGGGGUCCUGUGAGAGUGGAGGAGGAAGCCACCCAGAAGAACAUGGCCCUGAAGAAGAUUCGGGAGCUGGAAUCACAGAUUUCUGAACUCCAGGAAGACCUGGAAUCUGAGCGAGCUUCCAGGAAUAAAGCUGAGAAGCAGAAGCGGGACCUCGGGGAGGAGCUGGAGGCUCUGAAAACGGAACUGGAGGACACUCUGGACUCCACAGCAGCCCAGCAGGAGCUCAGGUCCAAACGCGAACAGGAAGUGAACAUUCUGAAGAAGACCCUCGAGGAAGAGGCCAAGACCCACGAGGCGCAGAUCCAGGAGAUGAGGCAGAAGCACUCGCAGGCUGUGGAAGAGCUGGCUGAGCAGCUUGAGCAGACGAAGCGAGUGAAAGCCAACCUGGAGAAGGCGAAGCAGACCCUGGAGAACGAGCGAGGGGAGCUGGCCAACGAGGUGAAGGUCCUGCUGCAGGGCAAAGGGGACUCCGAGCAUAAGCGGAAGAAAGUGGAGGCCCAGCUGCAGGAGCUGCAGGUGAAGUUCACCGAGGGAGAGCGAGUGCGCACGGAGCUGGCCGACAAGGUCACCAAGCUGCAGGUUGAGCUGGACAACGUGACCGGUCUCCUCACCCAGUCCGACAGCAAGUCCAGCAAACUCACCAAGGACUUCUCUGCUCUGGAGUCACAGCUGCAGGACACACAGGAGCUGCUGCAGGAGGAGAACCGGCAGAAGCUGGGCCUGAGCACCAAGCUGAAGCAGAUGGAAGAUGAGAAGAACUCCUUCAAGGAGCAGCUGGAAGAGGAGGAGGAGGCCAAGCGGAACCUGGAGAAGCAGAUCGCCACCCUCCACGCCCAGAUGACGGACGUGAAGAAGAAAAUGGAGGACGGCGUGGGGUGCCUGGAGAUAGCGGAGGAAGCCAAGAGGAAGCUCCAGAAGGACUUAGAGGGGCUGAGCCAGCGCUACGAGGAGAAGGCGGCCGCCUAUGACAAGCUGGAGAAGACGAAGACGCGGCUACAGCAGGAGCUGGAUGACCUGCUCGUGGACCUGGAUCACCAGCGCCAGACCGCCUCCAACCUGGAGAAGAAGCAGAAGAAGUUCGACCAGCUGCUGGCCGAGGAGAAGACCAUCUCUGCCAAGUACGCGGAGGAGCGCGACCGGGCGGAGGCGGAGGCCCGGGAGAAGGAGACCAAGGCGCUGUCGCUGGCCCGGGCCCUGGAGGAGGCCGUGGAGCAGAAGGCAGAGCUGGAGCGGCUCAACAAGCAGUUCCGCACAGAGAUGGAGGACCUCAUGAGUUCCAAGGACGACGUCGGCAAGAGCGUCCACGAGCUGGAGAAGUCCAAGCGGGCCCUGGAGCAGCAGGUGGAGGAGAUGAAGACCCAGCUGGAGGAGCUGGAGGACGAGCUGCAGGCCACCGAGGACGCCAAGCUGCGGCUCGAGGUCAACCUGCAGGCCAUGAAGGCCCAGUUCGAGCGGGACCUGCAGGGCCGCGACGAGCAGAGCGAGGAGAAGAAGAAGCAGCUGGUCAGACAGGUGCGGGAGGUGGAGGCAGAGCUGGAGGACGAGAAGAAGCAGCGCUCGAUGGCGGUGGCCGCUCGGAAGAAGCUGGAGAUGGACCUGAAAGACCUGGAGGCCCACGUCGACUCAGCCAACAAGAACCGGGACGAGGCCAUCAAGCAGCUGCGGAAGCUGCAGGCCCAGAUGAAGGACUACGUACGGGAGCUGGAAGACACGCGCACCUCCCGCGAGGAGAUCCUGGCACAGGCCAAGGAGAACGAGAAGAAGCUAAAGAGUAUGGAGGCCGAGAUGAUCCAGCUGCAGGAGGAACUGGCAGCUGCCGAGCGUGCGAAGCGCCAGGCCCAGCAGGAGCGGGACGAGCUGGCCGACGAGAUUGCCAACAGCAGCGGCAAAGGAGCCCUGGCCUUGGAGGAGAAGCGGCGCCUGGAGGCCCGCAUCGCCCAGCUGGAGGAGGAGCUGGAGGAGGAGCAGGGCAACACGGAGCUGGUGAACGACCGGCUGAAGAAGGCGAACCUGCAGAUCGACCAGAUCAACACCGACCUGAACCUCGAGCGCAGCCACGCCCAGAAAAACGAGAAUGCGCGGCAGCAGCUGGAGCGCCAGAACAAGGAGCUCAAGGUCAAGUUGCAGGAGAUGGAGGGCACUGUCAAGUCCAAAUACAAGGCUUCCAUCGCCGCCCUCGAGGCCAAGAUCGCACAGCUGGAGGAGCAGCUGGACAACGAGACCAAGGAGCGCCAGGCGGCCUGCAAGCAGGUGCGUCGGGCCGAGAAGAAGCUCAAGGACGUGUUGCUGCAGGUGGAUGACGAGCGGAGGAACGCCGAGCAGUUCAAGGACCAGGCUGACAAGGCAUCCACCCGCCUGAAGCAGCUCAAGCGGCAGCUGGAGGAGGCGGAGGAGGAGGCCCAGCGGGCCAACGCCUCCCGCCGGAAACUGCAGCGUGAGCUGGAAGACGCCACCGAGACGGCCGACGCCAUGAACCGCGAGGUCAGCUCCCUCAAGAACAAGCUCAGGUGA
Molecule: messenger RNA, 5098 nt
Organism: Puma concolor (puma)
Lineage: Eukaryota; Metazoa; Chordata; Mammalia; Carnivora; Felidae
Source: RefSeq, a predicted model, not a curated record